Messenger RNA from Lepidothrix coronata (blue-crowned manakin), 4171 nucleotides. RefSeq lists its product as uncharacterized. The record is from RefSeq and is a predicted model, not a curated record. The transcript has 5 exons. NCBI's taxonomy places the organism in Eukaryota, Metazoa, Chordata, Aves, Passeriformes, Pipridae. Bases 81 to 611 code for a protein of 176 amino acids.
CAGUCCAGAAAUUUUAGAAAGGUUGGACGUAAGGGUUGGCUCCCAGCGACGAAACUGGGGGAAGGUCACUGCUCCGGGUGAUGUUUUGGGUCAGACCCUGCAAACUGCUUUCACAUCGAGAGCUCCCAGCCCGGCUCUCCCUGGACGGGCUCGCGUCUCCCCUCAAGCUUUCAGCCCCUGGGAGCCUGAGGGAGAGCUUGUUCCAGCAGACGGGCCCCAUCCGCUCCACCCGGCUCUUGCUGGAGCGAGGGCUGGAAAAGAGGGAUGGAGGCGAAGGGGUAUCUCCCACCCCUCCGGGGCCCCGCGUGCCGCCUGCGCGCCGCUUCCCAGCAAAUACGGGUGCUAGAACACUACCCCAGCCAUUGGAAGAUCAGAGGUUUGUGACAUGGAGGAGGAAACCUGGAGCCAGUAACACUGAGAUCAUCAGCUGGAUUGUGCCAGAUGUGACAGAGGAGGCUGGAAAACCUCAGGCUUUCUUCCUGUGCCAAGCUUUACCUUGGAAAGGGCUCUUCUUUGCACCUGCUCAAAGUAAGGAGAGGGGAAAAGAGCUUUGGCCGGAGGACACACUCCAACCCAGAGGACAAGAAGCCACAUGCAGAUCUGCUUCUUAGCAGUGAAGCAAGGUAUUGCUUUAGCACCUGCAGUGCUCUGGAUUCAAGUGCAGACUCCACAUGUUCCUUUGCUGAGUCCAAGGAAGAGGACAGGCUGCCAGGAAGGGAACAGACCCACAACGGUGGAGAGAGAAAACAGAGUUCAGGGCUUGGAGCUCCAAACUUGUCAACCCAGCACCUCACUCCUGGUUCUUGGGCUUGUGUGAGGAUGUUCUUCACAAUGCCUGAUCCUUCCCUGUGCUGUACAUCAAAAGACUCUGGAUUAGCUCCAUAGUACCCUGCAAAACCACCCAGGAGAGAUGUGCUGUUGCUGAACCCCUGCCAGGAGCAGACGGAUGAUUAUGGACAUUGCCCUGAGGGACAUGAAGUUCACCAUGUCUCCAGCUCUUGAAAUCUUAACUGUGCUCUUUCUGGGAGGUCACUUAAGCUGUGGUUUCACAGGAAUCUCAUGGAAUCACAGAAAACAGGGUGCCUAAAGUGAUACCAGAAGUAGCUGUACCCCCACCUCUCACUGAGGGCAAUGAAACAUCAGAGUGAGCAAAGGGAAGAUGGUGGAUCUCCAUCACUAGAGAUUUUGAAGGAUAAGGAGGAGAAAUGUCCAUCAGGAGUGACACAGGCUGAGUCCAUCCUGCACAAGGACAGAAACUGAGUCCUGGCUCUGCAGAAUCCAAAGGGGUCUAUGUAAGCUCCUUCCCAUGAUGGUCAGUGGGGAUCUUGGCAGUAUCCAGGGCCCCACACAUAGGCACUGAGGUCUGUUGGAGGUGACAUCAGGGAUCCUGCUCCUACUCUACAAAGUACAUCCCCCUCUGGCCUCAGGGGACACUUGUCUCAGCCCAACAGGGUGACCCAGUCAACACCAGGGUGCCAGGAGCUGUGGAGGAGCUUCCUGACCUGUGGCUCCCAGAGAGAUAAUCUGGACAAGAUAACACAACCCAACAGCUCCUGUCCAGAGGGAGAUGGGAAACAGAACAUGGCAGAAGAGGAGCCCAGGAGGAAAGCCCACCCAAGAACCACAGGCGAGGGCACCCAUAAUAAACAUAAUAGACACAUAAUAAACAGGGGAGUAGCUGGAGAAGCAGCACCUUUGGAUAUGUCAGUCCAGCUGUGUGUCACCUCCAACAGCAUCUUGCAACCCACACAUGGCCUGACCCAAAGCCCUUUGGUGCAAAUAAGGAAGAGCCUUGCUGCCAGGAACAACCUGGAUGGGGUGCAAUCAGGGAGAAGGGCGAGGGGCGUUGUGCAACCCUCUGCCAAGCAUUUCUCUGGGAGAAAAUAAAUGCCAAGAACCACUUGUUCCCUCCCCUGUUCCCAUCCCCUCCCUCAGGGAGAUGUGCCCCAAGGGGAAAAUCUGAACAGUUUUGUAUUCUGGGGGGAGGCUGGACCCAGGGUCAAGGCUGUGUGAUGGCUGUGCCGAGGACACAGCACGUGAUGAGGUUCAAUUAAAACAUUUCACAGGCACAAGGCUGACCUAUUCACAGACAAAUUGGUCUUAUAAAUAAAAUGAAUGUGUGCAGGACAAACAGUGAGCCUGUCAACCCCGCAAGCCCUGCCUGGAGCGCUGGGAAAUAUUUUAUUGGGAUAUAAAGUCUUAAAUGCCAUUCUCCAUGCAUGGAUGGGGGCUGUGUGGCUCUUCAUCAGCGAGCCCCACUGCCUGCUCCUGCAUUUUGAUUCACGGCUGAGUGGGAACCUUCAAUUCCCUCUGGUGGCUUUGCAGAGCAUGAUUGACACCCCACAGGUCAGAGUCUGACUUCAGCUCCCUGGUGCCCAGAAACAUGGAGAGCAGAGCUCAGGGCCACAGGGACAUCACUGAGAGGAGCCCCGUUCUCUCCAGGCCAAGCUGGAAGUGCUCUGGUACUUCCCACACCCCCAUCACACCAUCUCCGUUCCACUGAUGCCAUUAGCAUAGGGGCAGAGGGGACAAACCCUUCCCAGUCACGUUUUUCUCCAGCUCCAUCCUUAUAGCCUUCCCUCCUUGGCCAGAAUCAGGAAAAAAAAAAACAAAAACAAAAAACCAAACAGAACAACAAACUGAAUUCCCAUCUUUUCCCCACUGAGUUGAUUCACCCUGCAAAGGGCCCUUUCUGAGGAGGUGGGGACUGGGGGUGUUCAGCAGAGUCAGCCCCAAUCUCCUGAAACCCCAGCAUAGACCACGUGGGUGUAAAAGCAGCUCUGCUGACGCCUCCAACCCCUGUAGACGUUUAAUGGCACUUGUACCAGUGCUAAUUACAUCUUAACAUUUUCCCUCUGUAUUUUGGUGUUUAUUUUGGAAAAGCUCCUCCCUGGACUCAUUUUCUUCCUCAGCUUUAAAACAAUAACACCACCACACUUGCUUUUCCCUUGGCUGUUUCCCUCAUUAUUUUAACUCUGCCAUUCUGCUCCUGUACAGUCAGCAGAGGAGUUCAAUCAGGCUGAUGAGUAAAAGUGCAUAAUUUUAUGGCUGCAUAUCAACUGCCUGUUAUUAAACUAAUCAAUCAGCUUCAGUGCAGCUACCAGUACAGCACGGGAGAGGACAAGGCAGGGGAAAUGCUAUGCCGUUAUUUUUCCAAAAGGAAAAAAAAAAAAUAAUACAAUCUGGCCAACGACAUUCUUCAGCUUGUCCUUCUCUGCAGGGAGAAAUGACUCCAGUGAGUUAUGGAGUAGGUGACCUGCAGGAAGGUAGUGGGAAGUUUGCAGUGUCCUUCUGCUAGCCCUGCAGUGCCAAGCCAAAAUGCUCAGCAAUUCUCAUGCUCCAAAAGACCAGGAAAGUCAUCAGCUGCUCUCCCAUCCCAUCUUGCAGUGUCCCACUGCAGGUGCCUCCCACCUCCUCCAGCAAAGCAUUUAGGCAUAUAUUAAGUAAAUCCCAUUGAAGACAGCAAGAUCAUUACCUGAGCCCAUUCUUUUGGCCUUAGGGUCAGCAGUCAUGGAAGAAGUUAGAGAGCUGAUUUCCAGUGGUCUUACUCAGAGUAGUUGUCUCCCCUGAUGGUCCUAGUGAGACUUCUGGGUGGCAGAAGGAAGGAAAGGAUGCAUAAACCUCCUUUUCCGUAAAUAAUUAGACUCUUUCACACUUUCACUAGCAGAAAAUGUAGAAAUUACUUCCCCAUCCUGUUUGGGGCACAGCACACAGGCCAAGGUCUGCAUCUGAAAGGCUGCUGAGGGCACCGAGGGACAGUCCAUGUCCCUGAGGGGCAGGACAAGUAAGGGACAAGGUACAUUGCACCAAGAGAGAUCUGGACAACAUAUCAGGCAAAGCUUCCUGCUGAAGCAGGGUGAGCAGGCACAGGGACACAUUCCCAGGAGGUUGUGGAGAUCUCCUAGACCAAGCCCUAGAUGUUGCUACUUCUACAGCAACAUCUGUUUGGGCUGGACCUGGUGAGGUUCUGCUUGAAGCCACAGAUGGGAGUGAUGGUCUUGUGGGUCCCUUGCAGCUCUGAGUCCAUGGGAAAGACCAACCCACCUUCCCUUGACCUCCAAGAGAAGGAGGAGAUGAUGUAACAGGGCUUUGAACCUCAGAGCAAGUCAAUGGGAUCUUCUGUGUUGAUAAACAGGAGUGAAGAGAGAGGGAGAGAAGGAGGAAAGAGAAG